ACGUUGCUGAACCUACUUAUCACCACGUGCACCUUCAAUAUGUCGACAUUAACUUUAUAAAUCCAAUCAACCCUCUUUUUAUUUGUUUCCGCUUUUCUUUCUUUCUUCUCUAUUUUCUCUCUCUUUCCCAAUUUUCUUUUCUAUAUUAACAUCAAAUUUUGCACCUUUGAUAAUUUGAGCCUACAUCAUCCCUUUGACAUUCUGGGUGUUCUUCAAUUUCCAAUCAUCUUAUUUGGGUUUUCUUUAUCUUUCCUUGGCUGUUUUUAUUAGGGAUAUCCAUCCUUUAAACAAUUUCGGAGUCUCAAUUUGGUUCAAGCUAAACUCAAUUGGUUACAAUGUCUUCACCAAGUAAGAGAAGAGAGAUGGAUGUUAUGAAGCUGAUGAUGAGUGAUUAUUCAGUGGAGACGAUAAAUGAUGGGCUUAAUGAGUUCAAUGUCAUGUUCAAUGGUCCAAAAGAUAGUCUCUAUGAAGGCGGGGUGUGGAAAGUCCAUGUUGAGCUUCCAGAUGGCUAUCCUUAUAAGUCCCCUUCCAUUGGGUUCAUAAACAAAAUAUUCCACCCAAAUGUUGAUGAACUGUCUGGCUCGGUGUGCUUGGAUGUUAUCAACCAAUCGUGGAGUCCUAUGUUUGAUUUGUUAAAUGUGUUUGAAGUCUUUCUUCCACAACUGCUGUUGUAUCCUAAUGCUUCUGAUCCUCUUAAUGGUGAUGCUGCUUCGCUGAUGAUGAAGGAUCGUGAACAGUAUGAACUGAAGGUCAAAGAAUAUUGUGAUCGCUAUGCAAAGAAAGAAAACAUUGAUGCAUCUGCUGCCGAAGAUGAAAGUGAUGAGGAGGACAUCAGUAAUGGGCAGUGCACAUCAAGUGAUGAUGAAAUUGCUGGACAUGCAGACCCAUAAAUUAGAAUUAAUCAUACAGGGACUAAGUUAAUUUAGCUUUAUCCCUUUUGUUCAUUUGCUGGCUGUAUCAUGUUUUAGUUAGAAUCACAAUGAUAAUUUAUGUCCAAGUCAUUUUUUAGCUUACUAAUUUAUUUGUUUUAGUAUAGUAAGAAAGCAGUUUGAUAAAAAUUGGUGGGCAUGAUCAUCUGAAUAGAAAUUUAAUGUGUGAAUUUGAUUUUCGCUACAAUAGAUUGAUUUAUUUGAAUUGUCUUCAUUGUUUUUCUCCUCUUACAGAGAUUAGGCAAAGAUCUGCUGCCUAAAAACCAGUUUUGCGCCGAACAGUAUUGAAGAUCAGAAAUUUAUAUUUUUUGACCUAGAGACUCGACCUGUUCUUUUUGGUUCAGUCCGGAGUCACUCCGGACCUAUUACGCCUAUUUUUUGGAUUAUAAUUUUUAGUCUUUCGAAAUUCGUUAUACAUAUACAUGAGGGGCUGAGGGGCUUAGAGAAUUGGAAAAUAGACAAUUUUGUAGAAUGAUAUCUGGGCCUUUUUGAAAUUCGUAAGGAAAGGAUUAAUAUAGGGCCCUUGGAAAAUAAUACUGUAAUAAUACUGUAUGUCCACUGCAUUUGUAGAAGCCAUCAUUUGCAAUUAGAAAACACUAAUAGACAAGCUUUGAGUUGUUC
Chenopodium quinoa (quinoa) is the source of this 1550-nucleotide messenger RNA. RefSeq names its product ubiquitin-conjugating enzyme E2-23 kDa-like. Lineage: Eukaryota; Viridiplantae; Streptophyta; Magnoliopsida; Caryophyllales; Amaranthaceae. Gene Ontology annotation, biological process: protein polyubiquitination; ubiquitin-dependent protein catabolic process. The record is from RefSeq and is a predicted model, not a curated record. Gene Ontology annotation, cellular component: nucleus. The transcript is spliced from 8 exons. Gene Ontology annotation, molecular function: ubiquitin conjugating enzyme activity. The coding region runs from base 336 to 890 and encodes 184 amino acids.